AUGCCGUUGACGAUCCGGCGGUGCGGCAAACAGGUUCACACAUCCGCCGAUAAUUCGGAAGCGUACCAGCUUGUCGAUGAUGACCUGGGCCGCUUAGUGCAGUGGACGCUCGGGAGCCAGCAGGAGCUGUGGGAAGUACGGUACGUGUUUACGCAUGUCUGCGGCCCGAAUGGGGGUACGGUCCUUGGUCUGGGAUUUGGAACAGCGGACGUCAGAAUGGAAGAGGUGGACAUCCUGGAAUGUGAGAACUUGGCGGUUUGCGAUGCCUACGACGGGGAGAUCAACAUCCUCGGGCAACAGGUCAACAAGGACGGCCUGGAUCUCUGCGAGCCGAGCUCCGGUUCCUGCGAGGAGGAGUCCAUCACUGCCAUGUAUGACUCCUCGCAAGGCUUGCUUAGGUUCACGGUGGACUCCCGGAGAUGUCGCGGACAGUUUCGGGUCGACAUUGUGAAAGAGGCGUUAAGGCACAGAGACCUGUACCCCACAGUGGCCUUUGCCAACAAGAGAAGCAAGGUGCGCAUCGAGCUCAUCAGGUGCCUCAUGGCUAUGCCGGUUCCUCGGGAUGAGCGCCUGCUCCGGAGAGACUUCUCUACCUCCUUCACAGUAGCGGCAGAUGAAGGUGCUGCCGACUUCCCGAGCGGAUGCGUGACCUUCGAGGUGGACGGCCGCCAGCUGCGAGCGGACAAGUUUUUGCUGGCCACUCGCUCUGUCUACUUCGAGCGCAUGCUCAAUACUCGCAUGAGCGAAGGAGCCGCCUCGCAUGUCCCCAUUCCCAGAGCAUCGGCACCUGCGUUUGAGGCGGUUCUCCGCUUCAUCUACUCUGCUGGGCAAGCUGGACAGGUGCUCUUCGAGCAUGCAGACCCUCUCGAAGUGUUGCACCUUUCUGUUGAGUUCUUGCUGGAAGACCUCACCCGGCUCUGUGAAUGGAAGCUUAUGCAGGGGCUGACCCUCGAGAAUGCCCUCGUAACCUUCGGUUCCGUUGUCACCGUCCGCAACCAGGUACCCGCCCUUGUGGAAUCCUGCAUAGAGAGGAUGCAAGGCCGCAUGAAGGACGUGGUCGGAAGCGAGUCCUUCAAAGAGCUUUGCCGCAGUGAAGUGGGCGUUCGGGAGUUGAUUCUUUCACUGGAUGAACCUCUGGCAAAGCGUCGCCGACUACAAACUCCCAGCAGAGCAGGCUGA
Messenger RNA from Symbiodinium natans, 1179 nucleotides. The record is from the annotation of a GenBank genome assembly. Lineage: Eukaryota; Dinophyceae; Suessiales; Symbiodiniaceae.